UUCUCUCCUCUUUCACUUCAAUUUUCAUCAUCAUCACUCUCUUUCUUCUUUCCAUUAUUUUUCUCUCCAUUGAAGAAACCAUAUUAUAUGCCAUUGAUAUUUCUCUUGAAAGAGCUCUCCUAUAUUCUUUGAGGGUUUUUGAAGAACAACAAGAGAGAGAAAGAGAGAGUGACUGAUUUUGAAGUUUUUUGUUUUUGUUUUUUUAAAUGGUAUUCUCUUUGUUUUUCCUUUGAAACCAAAAUUCUCAUAUGAGAUGAUGAUGAAGGCUUUCAAUCGUUGUUGUGGCUAAUUCAAUUGGAUAUUCCAAAGCCAAAGAGAUUAUCAUUUAGGAUUCUUUCCCUUUUUUCUUUUUUAUGUUUUGGAACUUAGGCUUUUCUUGUAUUAAUAUCUCUCUCUAUUUCUCUAUUUGUGAGAAAAGGGUUUGGAUUUUAAUACCAACAAUACAUAAGACUCUCUCAAACCCUAAAGAAACAAAAAAUAAGAGAUCAGAUUGAUUUAUCAGUUUUUGGUAUUUUUUGUUGUUUUCAUCUUUGUUGGAGUUUUCUUGAAAGGCAUUUCAUUUCACCGCUCAAACACAAAAAAAAAAAAAAAAAAAAAAAAAAAAAGGAUUUUUGGUAAUAUGUUUGCUGCAACAAUGUCCAAUUCAACUUCUUUGUCUGAAGAAGCUGCUAGUGUCUCUUCUACCACAAGAAUCCACCCUGAUUUCACUUCCUUAAACCCUCUCCUCCCAUCCUUUUCUGAUAUUCAUCACCCUCCACAAAAACCCAAGAAGAAACGGAGCCUCCCCGGUAACCCAGACCCGGAUGCAGAAGUGAUAGCGCUUUCGCCGAAAACACUACUAGCAACAAAUAGGUUUGUGUGUGAGAUUUGCAACAAGGGUUUUCAAAGGGAUCAAAAUUUACAAUUACAUAGGAGAGGACACAACUUGCCAUGGAAAUUGAAGCAAAGAAACAACAAAGAAGUGAAGAAGAAAGCCUAUGUUUGUCCAGAACCAAGUUGUGUUCAUCAUCAUCCUUCAAGAGCCUUAGGAGAUCUCACAGGAAUUAAAAAACAUUACUGCAGAAAACAUGGUGAAAAGAAAUGGAAAUGUGAUAAAUGUUCCAAAGUUUAUGCUGUUCAAUCUGAUUGGAAAGCUCACUCCAAAACUUGUGGCACUAGAGAAUAUAGAUGUGAUUGUGGAACCCUCUUCUCCAGGAAGGAUAGCUUCAUAACCCAUAGAGCUUUUUGUGAUGCAUUGGCUGAAGAGAGCGCAAGGCUUUCAGCUAAUCAAUUGGCGAUGGCGGCUGCUGUAGCAGCGGCGGCCGCCGCCUCGGGUGCCACUGACAUCAACAUAAACUCGUCCUCGACCACCACCGCCGUGCAAUCUCUUUUUCCUUAUGGUAAUCAUCAUCAUCAAUUCUUGAAUUCAUCAUUGUCAUCAUUGCCAAUGGCGUCGCAAACCCACGUGUCUUUAAACCCUUGGGACCAUCCUCAAAACCCUAAUAACCCUAAUCACAACCUCCAAAUCAUUAAGCCAGAGGAUUCAAAUUCUCAUCCUUCACAUAAUUCUCAUAAUUUUCACCAAAUUCCAAAUUUGCCCCUCUCCAAUUCCUCCUCGUCCAACAACAACAACCAUUUUGGUCUAAUUCAAGAGCAUCAACAACACCACCAACAACAGCAAAAGGCACCCUCAUCGUCCACCUCUUCCAUGAUAACUUCACCAUUUAGGAACCUCCACGUGUCAGUUCACCAAGGAUCAAAUGCUGCUACUUCAGCUCACCUAUCAGCCACUGCCCUACUCCAAAAGGCAGCAACAGUUGGCGUUGGCGCUUCAAAAUCCGGUCACCAUCAGGCCGAGUCAGCGGGCCAUAUAACUCACUUCAACAUGCCUAACAUACCCGAGUUCGGCCAACCCAAUCACAUUGACUCACUGAGUCAACUUGAUCCCGACUACGCCACGUGGCAGAAGACUGACCGGCUGACCAGGGACUUUCUCGGUCUGACUGGAGAUGGGAACGGCGGUGCUGGUGGUGGAUCCGCCGGUGAUGGAGUGGUGCAGGUUAGCUUGAGCGUUAAGGAUAUGUUAACGUACGCAGGUGGAUUGGAGAUGUUUAAGCCUCACAACAACAACAACAACAAUAGUAAUAACAACAACAAUAAUAAUAAUAAUUUUGGAUAUGGUGAGCCAGCUGCCAAUGAAGCUUGGGGAGACUGUUGAAUGAAACGCUGUCGUUUUUCACUAGAGAAAAAGAAAUCUAUAUAUAUUAAAACAAUUAAUAGUCAUUUUCCAAUGUUUUUAUUUCCAAA
Cucumis melo (muskmelon) is the source of this 2286-nucleotide messenger RNA. Its product is annotated as zinc finger protein BALDIBIS. The record is from RefSeq and is a predicted model, not a curated record. NCBI's taxonomy places the organism in Eukaryota, Viridiplantae, Streptophyta, Magnoliopsida, Cucurbitales, Cucurbitaceae. Gene Ontology annotation, molecular function: DNA-binding transcription factor activity. The coding region runs from base 620 to 2197 and encodes 525 amino acids. The transcript is spliced from 3 exons. Gene Ontology annotation, cellular component: nucleus.